Penicillium waksmanii is the source of this 855-nucleotide messenger RNA. Its product is annotated as tudor domain-containing protein. Gene Ontology annotation, molecular function: DNA-binding transcription factor activity. Bases 1 to 855 code for a protein of 284 amino acids. The transcript has 3 exons. NCBI's taxonomy places the organism in Eukaryota, Fungi, Ascomycota, Eurotiomycetes, Eurotiales, Aspergillaceae. The record is from RefSeq and is a predicted model, not a curated record. Gene Ontology annotation, biological process: negative regulation of DNA-templated transcription.
AUGUCCGACGUCGCAGCCCUGGAGGCCGAGGUCAAAGAAUUCAAGCUUCAGCUUGAAACUGUCCAGUCAAGCUUGCAGGUAGAACCCGAUAACACGGAACUGCAGAGUCUCCAAACUGAACUCGAAGAACUUAUAACUCUCACCGAAACUGCCAUUGCCGAGCUUAAGCCCGCCGCGCCCGUCCAGCCCCAGCCCGCCUCUCGAGACUCGUGGAAAAAAGACAAUGCCUCAAAACCAGCCGCAGAUAACAAAGACGAGAUUGUCCCUUCACAACCUGCCUCAUUCACCGUCAACGAGCACGUUCUCGCCCGCUGGGUCUCCGGAGACGGCUCCUUCUAUCCCGCCCGCAUCACCUCCAUCACUGGUUCCGCCAGUAACCCCGUCUACCUCGUUUCCUUCAAGUCAUAUGCGACCGUGGAGAACCUGACCUCCAAGGACAUCCGACCCGUCCAGGGAAAUGACAAUCGCAAGCGCAAGGCUGAUGGUCCUUCAGGCAGUUCGGCGUCUCCCUCACCCGCGCCGUCCAACGUGAUUUCGGCCGCCGCCGAUAUCAACCCAACGCUGGCCAAUCAGGCUCGCAACGAGACGCCCCAGGCGAGCGAUGCGCGUCCGGCAAAGGUGCCUCGCAAGGUCAAGGCGACCCGCGAGUUGGAGGAGGGCAAGAAUAAGUGGAAGGACUUUGCGGCCAAGACCAAGGGCAAGAGCAAGAGCAAGCUUGGCAAGAAGGAUAGCAUGUUUCGUACAGGCGACGGUCCUAACGCUCGAGUGGGAUUCACCGGGUCUGGUCAGACGAUGCGCAAGGACCCAACGCGGACGCGCCACAUCUAUCAGCAGGCUGAAGAUGAGGGCUACUAG